This is a messenger RNA of Fusarium pseudograminearum CS3096, 747 nucleotides long. RefSeq lists its product as uncharacterized. The transcript is spliced from 4 exons. Gene Ontology annotation, biological process: ribose phosphate biosynthetic process. Lineage: Eukaryota; Fungi; Ascomycota; Sordariomycetes; Hypocreales; Nectriaceae. Bases 1 to 747 code for a protein of 248 amino acids. Gene Ontology annotation, molecular function: sedoheptulose-bisphosphatase activity. The record is from RefSeq and is a predicted model, not a curated record.
AUGUCAACCCCCCGUGUUUUCCUCAUUCGCCACGGCGAGACGGAGUGGUCGCUUGAUGGUCGCCAUACUGGUGUGACUGACAUUCCUCUUACUGCCAACGGUGAGAAACGUGUGAGGGCAACGGGGAAGGCUCUUGUCGGCCCAGACCGUCUCAUUGCUCCCAAGAAGAUCGCUCAUAUCUACGUCUCACCCCGAAAGCGUGCUCAACGAACAUUUGAGCUGCUCAACCUUGGGCUGAGCCGUCCGCUACCCUGGACACCACACGGCGACACCCCUGACGGGACUGGUCUACAGUGUGAGGCCGAGGUUGAAGUAACAGACUAUAUCCGAGAAUGGGACUAUGGCGACUACGAAGGCAUUACAUCUCCAGAGAUUCGCAAGAUCAGAGCCGAACAGGGGAUCAAGGGGUCCUGGGAUAUUUGGAAAGAUGGUUGUCCAGGCGGAGAGAGCCCUCAUGAUGUCAGCAGGAGACUCGAUCAAUUGAUAGAAGAGAUUCGGGAUAAAUGGCACAAGCCAGUCAUGGACCAAGGAAGUGAUCAAUGUGGCGACGUCUUACUUGUUGCUCAUGGACACAUUCUUCGUGCUUUUGCCAUGAGAUGGGCUGGCUACGCUUUGCGAGAAGGUCCAACCUUUUUACUGGAAGCAGGCGGUGUCGGAACUCUGAGUUAUGAACAUCACAGGAUCGAAGAACCAGCGCUUUUGCUGGGCGGCGCCUUUGUCGUUGAACUUGACGGCCAAGACAACUAG